AUAAAAUCGAUGAACAAUGCACAACAAACAAAACGCAUGCUCAAAGGCUCAAAUUGAUUCAUUUUCUUCAUGUCCAAAUAUACUCUAAACCUACUUCGAAUCUUAUUUUCGUAGUAUUUAAGGGAAUUGAAUCAGAUGUGAAAAUAAACUAGCAAAUAAAAGUAAAAUGGAGUUGCAAAUCCAAGACGUAAAUCCUAAACCAAUGUCGGAAGGUUUUCCGAAAAAACCUCUGGAUAAUCUGGAGACCCUAAUGACGUCCAGUACAGUUUCGAGCUUAUCUUCACCCGUAGAUUCGGGUGUGCAAAUGGACAGUGAAAGCGAACUAACAUCAGUAAUGUCAGUAAGUGGCUUCACCAGUGAAAUUUACAGUGAAAAGUUCGACGAAACCGACGAAGUAUUAAGAAUUUUCGAGGAAAAAUGCGAUGUCAAGAAGCCACUUAUCGAAGAAGUUAAAUCCAUGACAAAAAGCGAUAUUAUCAAUCAGAAUAUAAGCGAAGAAUACAAGAAACUCUCUGCAUCCGUACCCAACUACUUCGACAGCAUGAAAUACGAAGUAACGUCUUCAUCGCCUAUGUUACAGCACAAAAGUUUAAGCGACGAUGUAUUUGAGAUGGAGCAUCCUAUAAAAACCGCAGAGAAUACUGAUAUUAUGAACGUAUCCUUAACCAGCUACGAAUUACUCGACUAUACUCUUCAGAAUAAAAGUUUGUUGGUUGAAAAUAAUGAUAUGCACGUCAGCCUUUCGGAAGAGGUUAAUGAAAAUUUGAGGCUCUCACUGAAUCAACCGGAACCUGUUCCACCCGUUCAAGCGGUUUCUGAAGAAAUUCCUGUGAACGCCAAACAAUGCGAGGAACAAAUCGUGUUUCGACGACAAAGAAAGAAGAAAUCUAAAUCUGACACACCCAAGAAGAGGGUCUCAUUCCACGAGGACAUCCUCAACAGCACUAAAAUAGAUGAUAUUCAUAUAAACCACGGGUUUAUUACCCACGAACCCGAGGUAUCGCUUAGUUUCUUUCAACGGGGUUUCAUAAGAAAGCCUGAUGUAGUCAAAGGUCGAUACAGCUGGGCAGCCGAAGGAGACGCUCCCUAUUAUGAAAAACCCAAAGAACGCGAGGUGAAAUCGGACAUAUACGUUAAUCGCAACAAACACUCAUCCACCUCGUCGAGCUCAACUGGCAGCUCGAGUUCCAUAGACGAAGAAGAUUCCGAUGAAACUUUCGUCAAGAAAGAACCGAGCUUCAAGUCCAAACCGAAAUCGAGCUGCUUGAAGAAGACCAAGCACACUAAAAAGUACAUCGACACGAACAUUGUCGAGGAAGACAUCGGAAUAAAAAAGAGAAAGUCCGAUAGCAAUCUGUUGGAUACGAAUAUAUUUGGCAGUUUAAAGAAUAUCUUGAAUUUCUCCACGUCGGUGCCUUUAGCUGAGAGAGGCGUUUCUGAAGGUCAGGAAGAUCUCACCGUGUAUGCAUCUUCCCGAGAACCCAUCAGACGACCUUUCGGUGAUUUGAAACUCAGAUGCUUCGAAACGAUUGAAAUCCCAACGCCUGCCGUAAAUAAACUUAACCAGGCUAAGAAUAAUUUAAAGCUAACCAGAAACGAGGGAUUUUAUCCGAGUUACCCUGUAGAACAAAAUUUGCCAGGAAAUAUUAUAUUAUGUGACAGUAACGUAUACGAACACAAAGGCAUCAGUUACUCGUACGAAUACGACAAGUUCCAGAAAUCGUUCGAACAACAAAAACCAAAAAGCUCCACCGUCUACCAAAUGAUCCUCAAAGAACUGAACUUCUUCAGGAGGAAGGCCAGAGAAGAACAAACCGAUCCGGAAGAGGAUUUCGAAAUCAUACAAACCACUCCGACGAAGUCUGAGGAUUCUGAGGAUAUCGAAAACGUCGAUGAGCCCGAAAUUGCCGAAGCCAAAUCCGAGACGGGCGUUUUGAACACAUUCUCCACCAUCAGCAAGAUGGAUUGGUCGGACAAUGAAACUCUAUCGGAUCUCGCAGAGCCGCAAAAUCCGAAACAUUUGAGUUCGCCCAAGAGAAAAGUGAAUAAAUCAAACCACUAUUCCAUAUGCAAUUCGUUCAAAGCCUCGUCGGAAAGGUUUGACGAGCUGAUGGUAUCUAAGUCGUUGCCCACAAUGAGACAAUCCAGUUCGAAAACGUCGUUGAUUAAUAGAUUUUUGAAAAAUGUGACCGUUAAGAAAUUGCUGGACAUAAAAGCGCAAAAUUAUCGUAAAACAUCAAGGAGGGACGUCGAUCUUUACAUUAAAGGAGUUAGGGAUGUUCCUACCAGCGAAGAAAUUGAUAGAGAACUAGAAAAUGAAAUUAUAUCGGGAAGAAAGAAAAUAACUAAUUAUAUGGACGGGUUAGACAAGCGCGUGCUGACGCAAUUUAGGAAGGAUAUUUUCACGAAUAAAUUGGAAAAAUUGCAAAGGUUAUAUAACGUAAGAAGUGCUUACACAACAGCGGGAGAAUCAAAACCGCUUCUACUCAUAUUAACGGACACAACUUUAUACAUCACUAGUUCAAAAUCGAACGUUGGUACUUACAAGAAUCAUUUCGUUCUUCCCUAUAAAUCACUCGAUACCGUACUGAUUGGCCCUCAAAGUCAAACUAUACAUUUCUCUAAUUACGAUAAAGACAUGCAAUGCAUGAUUAGUACAGGAUGUUCCGUUUUAACAGGCGAUUUGGUGGGUCAGUUAGAAUUCGCUAUAAGGAAAGAUAAGAAAAGACCGACGUUACCAGCCGUAAAGCAGUUGUCUAUGAGAGACAUGGUCAUGUUGAGGAGGGAAAUUUGCAAGCAAACCUCCGUUCAUAAGGAAGAAGAGUAUUAUUACUACAGUAUUGUUAACGUUCAGGAUUGCACGUUGGACGUGCAAUCUACUCCAUUAGGCCCGAAGAAAGAAGGUCCUCUUAUGUUCAAAACUCCGGAAACCGAAUCGUCUAGAUGGGAAACUGCGUAUUUCAUAUUGAAGGCCGGUGUACUGUAUAUGUUAUCAUCGCCGUCACAGAGAGUUCCAAUGAGGGUAUUCCCUUUGAUAAAUGGAGCGUGUCAGGGCGCCCGAAGAGUCGUAAACAGCGCAAGACCGCACACUUUUCAACUGAUCAUUGAAGGAAAAAGUCUGCUUUUGGCAGCUCCGAACGAAUACGUCGCCAGUGAAUGGUUGCAAGAAUUGGUACGCGCUGCUAGCGGAAUGUACAACAGUUACAAAGAAAAAAUUCCGACUCAGUCGUGUUCCUUGAUGAUCACCAGCGAACACGUUCUGACUGUCAGAGAAGCGUUUCCUGCUAUUUUGAACGGUCCGUCGAUUUCCUGCGAUCAACAAAAUGCUGUCAAAAGCGCUCAGGCCUUGUCUUGUGCCUCGAUUGUCGAUUUAAUGGCGUUCAGGUUACCUUCAACCGAACAAAGCUGGUGUUUGUUGGAAUUUGCUUGCCGGGAAGUACAUGAAUACAGCGGCGAUUGGAUAUUGUAUUUCGCGUCAAACGCGGAAUUGGAAAAAUUCAUUUCUACUUUGGAAAAUCUUUGGCAUUACAACAACGAGAGGGGCGAAUGUUUUCCUCUCAGUACUAUUCCCGAAACUGAUCCAUUGAGUAAAAAAUGCGUCGACGUGUACACUUCUCUUAUUGGUAAUUGGCCGACUGAUUCUAGUCCAGUUUUGCUACAAUUUCUGUAAAAUUUUAUCGCUCUUCUUAGAUAUUUUACUGCCUGCGUUACAUAGUAACUGUUCUCAUUUUUUUCGAAUCGUGAUAUUUUAGGCUAAUUAGUUGAAUUGCUAUUAUUUUUGUUAUUGUUGCUUAACGUUUGAAUCAUAAAAUUUUAUUUUAUUUUAUUUAAAACGUGUUAAGCUUAAAUGUGUCGUUACACUGUUUAUUUGUAAAUAUGUAGUAUUUAUAAUCGAGUUUAUCGGUAGAAGGUAGAACGUUUUGAAAAUUGUUUUCAAUUUUAUGAACCUCAAGGUGAUAUGAUAUAAUACUGACAAAAUAUGGCAUAAAAUGUAGUACGGGAUUGAGUAGAAAUAUUAACAUUGAAUUAUUUAAAGUGGGAUUGUUACCAGUAUUUUUUAUUUAGUUUUCAUGGCGUAAAAUUGUAUCUUUGAAUAUUGUCAGUAUUUUUUAACCAUAUUGUAGUUAUGGUGUGAUUCUAUUAGACUUCUCAAAUUUACUUUCCAGUAUAUAUUUUUCUUUUUAUUGUAUUUAUUAUUAAAAUAUAUCUCUAGAAACAGUUAAGAAUCACACCGUGUAUUUACGUUUCAUCUCAU
Molecule: messenger RNA, 4255 nt
Organism: Phyllotreta striolata
Lineage: Eukaryota; Metazoa; Arthropoda; Insecta; Coleoptera; Chrysomelidae
Source: the annotation of a GenBank genome assembly